CCUGCUGCAUGGGCGUUUCGACCAAUCAAAUGGAAGUAAACAGCUCCAAAAGUGAACGUUAUGAUACCCCCGCGAGCCCUCCCCUACCUUUGCCCCUGCACACACCGUGCUCCUGGAAGUUGUCAUGGAGAUAGACCCGUCCCAGGCGUCUGCUCUCGGGAUUGUUGCCAUGGAGAUCCCUGCUCGAGGUGAGCUCUCGGCAGUGCAGGAGGACGAGAGCAGCACGCAACUAAGGUUCGAGAAGCGAAUUCAGGACCUUGGAGAGCAGCGGCGCCAAGGACCCCCUUUCAACCAAGGGAACUACUACAUGCUUAUAGUGAUAGGAGAGAUAGCGACAGACCACCAGCUGCAACGCGCUAGAGACCAAGUUGAGCGGGGGAUUCGCUCCUGGGACAUCAGCCUCAAGUCAUGUGACCUGGACCAGCAGCUGCAGCUAUUUGUGACGCGCCACUCCGCCCAGUUCUCUGCAGAGGUCAGAGGGCAAAGGACUCUCCACCACAAGAGUGAUGUCCUAGAGACAGUCGUGUUGGUCAACCCAUCAGAGGAUACAGUUGCUUCAGAGAUCCAGUCUCUAGUCACAGACUCAGCAGGACACAAACUCCUGGUUCUGAGUGGGCAGAACUCAGACCACGGUGACCUGCUUCUCCAAAGUGGGGUUUUCACCUAUAAGAGCUUCUCACAAGUCUUUGCUGAUCCUGGGGUCAGUGAUUUGCUGGGCGAAGCAGCCCCCAAGCAGCGGGCCACACUCACUGUGUCCUGCCGAUCGGAGGUGGGUUGGAGCUCCCUGGGUCAGCAACAGCACUUACGGGAGUUCCUUGAGUACAGACUGAACACUGAGCCUGUGCUCCCCAAGAUGGAGGGAGUCACAGAGUUCACGGAGUACAUCUCCGAGACGGUGGAUGUGCCUUCUCCCUUUGACCUCCUGGAGCCGCCCACAUCUGGAGGCUUCCUGAAACUGUCCAGGCCCUGUUGUUACAUCUUCCCUGGGGGGAGGGGCGACUCGGCCCUGUUUGCGGUCAAUGGCUUCAACAUCCUAGUGGAUGGAGGCUCUGAACGUAAAUCAUGCUUCUGGAAGCUGGUCAGACACUUGGACCGCAUCGACUCAAUUCUACUCACUCACAUUGGUGCAGACAAUCUGCCAGGCAUCAACGGGCUCCUUCAGAGGAAAAUAGCAGAGCAGGAAGAGGAGCAGUCACAAGGCUCAACCACCUACAGUGAUUGGAUGAAGAACCUGAUCUCUCCAGAGCUUGGUGUGAUCUUCUUCAAUGUACCCGAGAAGCUACGUAUGCCAGAAUCAAACCUAAAGGUCAAGCGCAGCAUCGAGGAGGCCUCCCUCACGUUGCAGUACCUCAACAAACUGGGAAUCAAGCCGGAGCCUCUCUGUAGACUGGUCAGCAACACUAUUGAGCCUUUCACUCUUUUCCAUAAGAUGGGGGUGGGCAAGUUAGACAUGUAUGUUCUGAACCCCGUCAAGGACAGUAAGGAGAUGCAGUUUCUCAUGCAGAAGUGGGCUGGUAACAGCAAGGCCAAAACAGGCAUUGUGCUCCCCAAUGGAAAAGAGGGAGAAAUAUCCGUACCUUACCUGACGUCAGUUACAGCAUUAGUCGUGUGGCUUCCUGCCAAUCCUGCCGAAAAGAUUGUCAGAGUGCUGUUCCCUGGAAACGCACCACAAAACAAAGUCCUGGAGGGACUAGAGAAAUUAAAGCACCUUGACUUCUUGCGAUACCCAGUAGCCACACAAAAAGACAUAGCCUCAGGGGCUCCUCCCUCUGUUGUAAAACAGACAAAGUUAAAGCAAAGGACAGACAGCAAAGAAAGUCUGAAAUCAUCUCCCAAGACUACAAAACCCCUUCAGAAAGAAGCAGAUGAUGAGGUAUCGGCAGUCACAGAGGCAAAGAGUGACUUUGUAAAGGAGAACAAGAUAGAGAAAAAGGAGAAGAAACUGAAAGAGAAUGAAAAACCCACAAAAAUAAUAAAAUCCAAGACUGAUGCACCAGAAAAGAAAAAACUAUUGAAGGAGAAAUCCUUGAGAAAACAUUCAAAGGAAAGGGCAUCCAAGAUGGAUGAGAAAAAAGACAAGGAAAAGAAAGAGAAAGUCAAGAAAGUUGACACAGCUAAAAAAGAAGAGAAAAAAGACUCCAAAGUUGACAAGAAAAAAGAUGCGUCUAAGUCAGAGUUGAGAAAGAUAACAAAACCUGACUUAAAACCCCUCACACCAGAGGUCAGAAGGACCCUGCACAGGGCAAAAGUGUCAAGUAAACCCAAAACCGACAAAAGCAAAGGCAAAGCGGCCAAGGCAGAGCCGGCUGAACCCAAACCGGAGGAACCAGCAGCAGAGAACAUUCAACCUGAGCCACUACAGAAUGGGGGUAUUGAGGGCAUAUCUGCUUCCUCCACUCCAGAGGAUCUUACCAAGGACUUUGAGGAGUUAAAACAAGAUGAGGUAUCAUCAGAGCCACCAGAGAGUGCAGUGGAGACACCAGCAGAGGAAAGCAUGGCCGAAUCCCCUACCCAGGAGGAGGAGAAAGAACAGGAAACUGUCUCUAAAACUCCACCAGGCACAACGUCUCCUGAGAAGGGAGUAAUGGAAGUUGAAACUGAGUCUCAAAGCAAAGAGGACAAAUUAACACAAGAGCAUAAAGAAGAAUUACAAGCAGAGAAAGUGGAACUAUGUGAGGAUGAGGGAGCUGCAGUUGAAGAUGAGGAGGAGGAAGAAAAAGAAGGCCCGAUUGCAGAGAGGAAAACAUUUCAGGAAGAGGAAGAUAUGGGGAUAGGGGAGGAAGAAGAUGAUGCAAAAGAUGAUGUGAAGGAUAAUGAACUAGACAGGAAACAUGAGGUGGAGGAAAUGGAGAAAGUUGAAAAGCCCACAGAUGUGGCGGUGACAAAAGAGGAAAGCAGAAGAGCUUCAUCCCAGGAGGAGGAACAGGAAGAAGAUGGACAUGUUGUUGAAAAGGCUGAGCUGGAAGAGGUAGAAGUUCUAGACAUGAUAGCAGAUGAAGAGGUCAAAAUCAAACCUGGAGCGGGAGAGAAAGAAACGUUGGCCAAGAAUGGGGAAAGCAAAGCAGUUAAACAUACUCCUGGAGCUAAAGAGGAGGAUGAGGCAGAUGAAGAGGGCUACGUGUCAAAUGUGGGAGGCGCUACCGUCGACAUAGUGUCAACACUGCAAGGAACUGCUGCAGCCGAGCCCAUCUCCUUCAUUCAAGACGAAACCAUUCCAGGCCACUCUGAAACUGAACAGACCAUCUCUGAUGAGGAAGUUCACGAAGAGGCUGAUGACAGGAUACUAAACCUCCAAUACGAAGUGGGUGCAUAUGACAUCUCUGUCCCAGAUCAGACAGGCUCCUUUGACACCAUCCAUGGGAUGAAGGAGAUGCAAGCAUCAGCUAUGGCUGAUGUAACAGCCAAAGGUUUUAUUUGUGGACAGGAGCAAGUAUCGGUAUUCACUAACAUCAUUGCUGCUCCCUUGGCUGAGGAGGAACAUGUUUCCUCAGCCACAUCCAUCACAGAGUAUGAUAAAUUGUCCUCCUUCCCCACCUCUAUUGCAGAGGACCAAUCAGUGGCCUCUGUCGCUACACCUCAGACUGAGGAAACAGGCAAAAGCUCUCUGCUUCUUGACACUGUUAAUAGCGUUCCCCUGGCAAUUCCAACGGAGGCCACACAUGGGAAAGAACAUUUACACUCUGCUGGGACCAUCUCACCAACAUCCUCCUUAGAGGAAGACAAGUACAUGAAGUCAGUUCCAUCCGAAGAGUGCCUGUCAGUUAUCUCUGAUUUGAAGACAGAGGCUAAGGUCAACAAGACUCAUGAGGAAGAAGAUCAGGACCAAACUCCGAACAUUGACAUUUCACUUGGGGAGAGCUAUGCCUCCCCUCAAAUGCUCCAGGAUAGAGAUAGGGAUGUGGAACAGCUCCCUGCUUCUGAGGCUCCUGUCUCCAAACUUGUUCAGGAUUUGAAGCAGGAUCACCUACCAGUUGAGGAGGUACAACUCUUUAAGUCCAAAGAAGACAUCUUAACAGUGGUGCCUUCAAAACCCCUUUCACCCCCACCCUCUUUCUCAAAGCCUUUUAGGUCAGACUCAAUUACUUCGGAAGGUGAAGAGCGAUGCUGCAGUCCAGACGAUAGCACUGUGAAAAUGGCCUCCCCCACACAAUCUUCCCACCCCAGUGCAACCAGCUCUCCAACUCACUCUCCUCUUCAUCAGUGGCCUGUGGAGGAAAAGACCAAGGACUUCCCAGGAUUGGAGCAUCAAACACAGGGGGACCUUCAUGAUUCUGCCACCAACACAGAAGAUAAGGAUGCAAAGAAAGAUCAAGCGGAAAAGGAAGAUAAAGUGGAUAAGAAUAAAUUGGAUGCUGACGUCAAGAAAGUCGAGUCGGACCUACUACCACCGGUGGAGAAAUCAUUUCAAAAAGACUUGCCCAUUACAAAAGCGGAAGAAAAAGAUGGUCUCUCCCCUUCCAAAGGUGAGAUAGAACAGGAACCGAAGACAACUCCUCUUACCUCUGAGUCAGUCACAGGCAAAGACGAAGCUUCCAUAUCAGGAAAGGAAUCUCUGACAGUAGACAUUUCUAGUGGUAAGGCUAUACUCAAACACAGUGACGAGGAAGAUUAUGACCAUCAACAGAAAGAAUCCAAAGUGUGCAGUAAGGCUAAAUUCCCAAAGGGGAAGGAGAGUAGUUUCUUAGAUUAUGACGAUGGUGAGGAUGAUGAUAACGAUAAUGUAAAACCCAUCAAACAGGACAUGAAGGAGAAGGAUACAGAAAAAAAGGACACACAUGAGGCUAAAACUAUCAAGGAAGAGAAAGAGGAGAAAGAAAAACGAGACGUGUUUGAAGCUGAAACCAUCAAGGAAGAAAAGAAAGAAACAGAUAAAAUUGGUACAACUGAAGCUAUUACUGAAGCUGAGCCCAUCAAGGAAGAUAAAGAUGAGAAAGUGAAGGAAAAAGAUGGCAUUCAUGAAGCUGAACCCAUCAAGGAAGAGAAGAAAGAAACAGAAAAGGUUGGUACAACUGAAGCUGAACCCAUCAAGGAAGAUAAAGAUGGCAUUCAUGAAGAUAAACCCAUCAAGGAAGAGAAGAAAGAAACAGAAAAGUUUGGUACCACUGAAACUGAACUAAUCAAGGAAGAUAAAGAUGACAUUCAUGAAGAUAAACCCAUCAAGGAAGAGAAGAAAGAAACAGAAAAGUUUGGUACCACUGAAACUGAACUAAUCAAGGAAGAUAAAGAUGAGAAAGUGAAGGAAAAAGAUGGCAUUCAUGAAGCUGAACCCAUCAAGGAAGAGAAGAAAGAAACAGAAAAGUUUGGUACCACUGAAACUGAACUAAUCAAGGAAGAUAAAGAUGAGAAAGUGAAGGAAAAAGAUGGCAUUCAUGAAGCUGAACCCAUCAAGGAAGAGAAGAAAGAAACAGAAAAGGUUGGUACAACUGAAGCUGAACCAAUCAAGGAAGAUAAAGAUGGCAUUCAUGAAGAUAAACCCAUCAAGGAAGAGAAGAAAGAAACAGAAAAGUUUGGUACCACUGAAACUGAACUAAUCAAGGAAGAUAAAGAUGAGAAAGUGAAGGAAAAAGAUGGCAUUCAUGAAGCUGAACCCAUCAAGGAAGAGAAGAAAGAAACAGAAAAGGUUGGUACAACUGAAGCUGAACCCAUCAAGGAAGAUAAAGAUGGCAUUCAUGAAGAUAAACCCAUCAAGGAAGAGAAGAAAGAAACAGAAAAGGUUGGUACCACUGAAACUGAACUCAUCAAGGAAGAUAAAGAUGAGAAAGUGAAGGAAAAAGAUGACAUUCAUGAAGCUAAACGCAUCAAGGAAGAGAAGAAAGAAACAGAAAAGGUUGGUACAACUGAGGAAGAUGGUACAACCAAGGAAGUUGGUACAACCAAGGAAGAGAAGAAGGAAAAGGACAAAGAGAAAGAUGAUACUUGUGGGGCUGAGCCCCUCAAAGAGGAGGAGAAUGAGAAGGAAAAAUAUGAUACCUUUGAGUCUGAACCUACGAAAGAAGAAAAACAGAAAGAAAUAGGGAGUAUAGUCACUUCUAAAAACGAGCUAAGCUCUUGUAUCUCUACCUCUAAAGUGGAGCCAGCCUCAGACUCCACCACUACAGAAAAAAUAGAGCAAGAGAAAGAACCCAUGAAAGAUGAGAAGGAUGACACUUGUAAGACUGAUGCCAUCAAGGAAGAAAAGAUGGCGAGAGAACAUCCUCUUCAGUCUGAACCAAUGAAAGAAGAGGAAGGAGAAAAAGAGAGAGAUACGUUUGACAGUGAACCGACUAAAGGAGAGCACAGAGAGAAAGAAAAGGAUGAUACAUGUAUGGUGGAAUCCACCACGGGGGGCAAGAAAGAAAAAGACGACAAUACAUUUUUUGAGAUUGAAGUGAGCCAGGAAGAGAGGAUAGAGAAAGAUGAUACUUAUGUGGCUGAAUUCAGUAAAGAACAGAAGAUGGAAAAGGAGCAAGAAAAAGAAGAUAGUGAUUUCGAAGACAUCAACGAUGAGGAAAGAGAGGAAGAUAGAGAUGACAGUUAUGAAGCUGAACCCAUAAAAGGAGACGAAAGAGCAAAAGAAAGUCAAACAGCUGACACAGUCAACUAUGAAAUGAGCGUGAAAGAGACAGGAAAAUAUGGUUCUCAUGAGAUUGAACCUACUAGAGAGGAGAAAUGGGAGAAAGAGAAAAGGGAGGUGCAAGAGAAAGAUCUAAAAGAGGCUUUACGACACAGCGUACAGACAGCAAUGAUAGAAAAGGUAGAGGUGACUUCUGCAACAAAGCUUGAACCUACAUUUCAGCUUCAGUACUCAGACGGAGAUGAGGAGGAGGAAGAGGAAUCCAUUUGCAUGGGUGGUGCAGGCUCAAGACCUUUAUCAGUGGAACCUAGACAAUCAGAACACGAGAUCAUCUCUCAAGACCUGCUCUCUACUCAGUCAUCAGAGAAUGUGCUUAGUAACCAGACGAAGGACAGCCACUCUGAACAGACCACUGGGCUUGUGUCUACAUUACCAAAAUGGGAGACCUCUCCUGAUAAAGACCUCAAAGAGCAGCAUAAAGAUCGACAACAUAGACUCUCCCCUGAACUAGAAAAGGACAUCAAGACAACUGAGACCACAUCAGCAACCCAUCCCAGUCAAGAGUCCACCAUUGGUUUCCCUACCUUGAAACCAGUCUCUGCUAUGCCUACCACCAAAUUAGAGCCAGCCUCUGACACCACCACUACAGACAAACAGUCUAUAGUUUCAACACUAUUAAGCACUGACAGCAAGGCCAGUGUGACAGUAUCCACCCAGCAUGAAACACAGCAUGAAUCUAUGACAACAAGCAAAGAAGCAUCUAAUACGGAUGAAAAGACAAAGCAUGUUUCUCCAAAAGAAGAUGAGAAACCAGGCAAGGAAGCUGAGAUGGAAAUUGAAAAAGAGCGGGGAGUUGCUUCCCCAGAGCAUACACAACCUUGUUCAUAUUUUGUCUUGGAUAAAGAUUCUGAGAAGGCUCCUGAGAAAGUGAGCCACGUCGAUGCCACAAAAGGAGACAGUGCCUCUGAAAAAUUGAAAGGCUUUGACAAAAUAACAACGGAGACUGUCAGUGUGAGCUUGCAAGAGGACCAGGGCUUUGAUGUGUCUAAGUAUGAACCCUAUGAAAAGCCCAUUUCAAAAGAAAAGGAAUCAGACUAUAAAGAAGACCGUGAGGUAUCUAGAGAGUUUGAUCUGUCAACACAAAUUGGCAUUGAUGAUAAUAGGAACAUUAGCCAGGCAGAUGCUGGUGCAGCUGCAUUCUACUCAGAGGACGAGGAAAAAGAGGAACCGCUGUCAUUCAGCAGAGUUGAUUACACCCCUCCACCUUUCCCCAAGAGCGAGAGAAGUCUCCAUUGCAGCUCAAGUGCCUUCACUGAACACGAUGACAAAGAGAAAGGUCAAGAGGAAGUGAGUGAUAAGAAGGAGGGGCAAUCUACACCACACGUGGAAAACAGCUUUAUGUAUAUAGAGACUCAAGACAACAAGACCACCCCAGCAGCAGAGCAAUACUCAUUUGCUUUCAGUCUCAAAGAAGAUAAACCUGAAAAAGUUGAGAAGGAUGAAAUGAAGGACAAGACUGGAGCAUCUCCCAGUGUGGAGGAGUAUAUACCAGUCCAGUCAGGCAGAAAGGAAACAGCCUCUUCCUCAUGGAGUCAAGCCAACACCGAUGCCCAAGCCUCAGCUACAGCCAUGCCCUUUGAAGACGUCCCUGAGAAGCAGACCACAGAGAAAGAGAAGGAAAAAGAUGAGCCAGUGAAAGACUAUAUGGAUUCAUCUGAUAGUGAGAGAGGGGACUCUCCCUGUGGUCACUACUCACCAACGGAAAAAGACAUGUUACCUCAUCAAGCUUUGCCUAAGGAAAAGGACAAUCAGGCCACUGCUGCCUCCUUGGCCAGAUAUUCAGGACAGCUCCUAGACGAUAAUGUUCUUGCAUCUGAGUGCACUCAAAUUGGAAGCACUAUCACCAGUAAAUCUACAAUGGGCUAUUCUGAGAGAGAAGGCACUCCGGACAGUGUAGAUAAGAGGCUACUGGUGGUGGGAGAGGAUUGUGAUAAUGAGGAAGAUGAUGCAGAAGAUGAAGCCAGUGAUCUAGAUGUGGAGAAGGGAGCGAGAGAGCAGUCUGAAAAAGAAAUAUGUAAAUCUAUAUUGGAUGAUACCACUACUUCUAAACGUCCUGUGACAAAGGAAGAGGACAAGAAGACCCUCUCACCCGAACCUGAACCCAGCCUCCUCAAAAAGGAGGAGCCUUCCCAUUCAAUGGCCACAAGCAGCCCUCCACCAGCAGAUACUGCAGAUUCCCUUUUGAAGAAUGUAGUUGGGGCCUCGCCACUCCAGUCUGGCAGUUCCACUGCAAUAGAACAAACAGGAUCUGGAGGAUAUCCUUCUGAAUCCUCAGAGUAUUCUGAGGACAGCCAACUGGGGUUAAAGGAGGAGAGGUUUGACAGUCCUGACCCCUCUUUGCCCACCAAGUCCAGUGAAGAUAAACAUUACAGUCAGGGAGACAUUGAAGCUGACAAGCAGAGAACCCCAGAUACCACUAGUAGAAAACCUGAGGAAGAUCCUUUGUGUUACCUCUCAUCUGCCUCAGCUUUUCUAUUAACCAGCCACCAGUUGGGGGAGGAGUCUAGUGGCCCCUACAGGACAGAUUCUGAGGGUGCUUCCUUUGAGUAUUCUUUAUUCAAAGCUGAAGACUCCUCAGCCAUGCACUCAACCCUCUCAACCUCAGGGGUCAUGUUAAAGGAUGAGUACCUAGAGGCAUCUGAAAAGCUUACCUCAACAACCUCAGCUACAUUCAGUCUGACAAAAGUCUUUCCAGUCUUAGCUACUCCAGCCGAAGACAUUACAGAACAAGACUCAUCAUCAAGCCCUGAGAUGGACAAGGGUCAAACCUCAGAUAACUUUCAUAAACUUGAGGGCAUUGUUGAAACCAAAACCAUAACGUCUGCUGGAGCUUCAGAACCACCAUGUUCCCAGCUGUCCAAACCCGCUGAAACCAUAUCCACUUCAAGGGCUCUCUUUGAGGUUUCCCCAUUGCAAAGAGCUGAUUCCUCUGACAGAGAAUCCCAGGGCUCAGCGGUCAGCAAAGAGUCCUACACUUGCAAAAGGGAGGACAGUACUCUUCCAUGCCGCAUUGAAUGCCAGAAAUUUGCAGUGACAGAACAAGAAGAACGCAUGCUGUCCAUGGCUGAGACAUACAUGGUCACUAUUAACUCCAGUACAACCACAACAGUGUCCCAAUCUGAUGGGGUGACAAAACCACAGCAGUCAACUGAAGCCUCUUCCAACGGGGCUACUGAGGUUAGCACAAGUCCCCAAGAAGUCCUCAGUGGAGCUAGCAAAGCCUCUUGUGUCACAACAGCAGACCUGCCUAAAACAGAACAGAAAAAGGAGGAAAAAGAGACAAAGGAUGAGAAAGACAAGAUGGCAAUGAAAGAGGAAGAAAUGAAGGAGAUCAAGGUAGAGACCAUAAAGGAGGACACCAAAAUGCCAGAGCAGAAGGAUAAGGAGGAGACAAAACAGAUGGACGAGAAGAAAGAGGUGGCUGGAGAGAAGGAAAAGGUAGAGGAGGAGGAGAAAGUAGAGGAAAAUAAGUUGGAGGAGAAAGAGAAAGACGGGAAGGCAGAGGAGAAGAAAGACAAGACUGUUGAGAAGGAGAGUGAGAAAGAGAUGGAGAGGAAGGAGGGAGAGAAAGAGAAGGUAGAGGAUAAAAAAGAGAAGAUUGUCGAAAGGAGGAGGAGUAGCUUAUCUGACUGGGAACUCCUACAAGGGCCGGGCGCAUGCCCAAGUGCCCCUCCUCCAGGCUAUGAAGACGAGGAGGAAGAAGCGUAUGAAAUGGAAGAAGCAGAGGAAGAGUAUGUUCAAAAAGAAUGUGUAUCCACAGGCGAGCCCACCCCUCUGUCCACAGCAGAACAUGCCCACCAUACAAAGGCAUCUGCAAAAGCAGAUGGAGAAUCCAGUUGCCCCACUGACUUGCAUAUGGAGGCUACCUCCACCUCCCCCCCUGGCUAUUCCUCGUGUGAAUUCAAACACCGCAAAGGGGAGAUCUCCCCAUCCUUCAUUAACCCCAGUCCACACGCCCUCUCCAGCGAUGAUGGCGAAGAGGACAAAGGGAGUGACCACUCUCCGGAGGGGGAUGAAGAUGACCGGGAGCAACACUCGGUCAAGAGGAGGUCUCACAAGCAGAAGCGACAGCACAUUCAAAGUGGAGCUGCUGGAGCGGGAUCGCACCCAGUUUCCAUGCCUCCUGGUGGCAUGGCAACUGGACUUGGGAUAGUGCUAGCUGGAGAGGAGACGCCCCCCACAUCAGCAAGUGACUCGUUGGCGUCCCAGUCGGACUCUGACGUACCUCCCGAGACCGAGGAGUGCCCGUCGAUAACCGCAGAGGGGAACCUGGACUCUGACGAAGAUGCAGAACACCUGCCGGUGGAUAAACUAUCUGCCUCCGCCACAGGAGGGGGCACUCAACCCCCUUCCCCCAGAUCAGCUGCGAAGGCCCAUGACCCCCCACCUGCCCCCAUGAAGGAUCCACUCCCCCACCUGCCUCACCCUGAUGUGUGCAUGGUGGACCCAGAGGCCCUCCCUGACAACCAGAGCAGCACAGAGAAAAUGCUCAAGAAGGACCACAAGACCACCAAGAGCCUGCGGAAGGGCCUGGGCAAGCCUAAGUCUGCGUCCCCAGCCCGGAAGGGGAAGAGGUCUACCACCCCUGCGAAGGAUUCCUCGCCUCGUUCGGUCUCUCUGAGGAGGAGGGACACGGAAAGGAGCUCUAGGCUGACGUGGAUGUCCGAGGGCCAGGGAUCCAAGGUGGACCUACACGCUCCAGGGAAAGGCCUUGUGAAUGGCGUCAAGAGCAAUUUGGGUACCAACUCCCAGAAAUCUAGUUCAGCUGUCCCCCCUGGUCCUCCAAUCUAUGUGGACCUGGCCUACGUGCCCAACCACUGCAGUGCUAAGAACGUGGACCAGGAGUUCUUCAAGCGGGUACGUGCUGCGUACUACGUGGUGAGCGGCAACGACCCAGCUGGUGGAGAGCCUAGUCGUGGAGUCCUGGAUUCCCUGCUCGAGGGAAAGGCCGCGUGGGGCUCCAAUCUACAGGUGACUCUGAUCCCUACUCAUGACACGGAGGUGACGCGGGACUGGUACCAACAGACACAUGAAAAACAGCAGGACCUGAACAUUAUGGUCCUGGCCAGCAGCAGCACAGUGGUCAUGCAGGACGAGUCUUUCCCUGCCUGCAAGAUUGAGUUCUAAGUUCUGCGCCGCUUGCUAUUUUACCCUCCCCCCCUCAUCACUCCAUAUUUGGCAGGUAGAGAGAGGUCCUUUGCUACUCUCUAUCCUCCCAAAGCCUUCUCUUCUGUCAGCUCUACAUUUUGCUCUCUCAUGGUGUAAGACUCCAUUGCAUUUGCUGUAGUCUUCGGUUGGUGUACUGGCUUCCAACUGGUCAAUGUCACCUGAGAACAGCCACCACUCAGGCAGAAACAUUGAUAUAGGGUCCAUGGUAGCUGUAAAAAGGUGUGAGGUGCAUUCAUUUUUAGCACGCUUUCGGUUUAAACAACAUACGCGCACGAUAAAACCACCUCUUUAUUUGAUCUUAUUUCAUUUUGCUUUUCACAAAUAACCUCCCCAACACACACAUUUUGUGAUCAUCUGUGAAGAGGGUAAUUCUGAAUAGUUAUUUCAAAGCUUUCCAAUCAUACUGCACCCAAAUCCACAUCUAAAUGGACAACACUUUCCAACCAAAAGAGCCAUCUUAACAAUGUCAACUCCCAGUCAAUGAAGACGGUGCACAGUUGUGCAGUCUUACUGAUCGUCUUGAACUCAGAGAAAUACCCAACAAAAUGAAAUACAAUUUAAAAAUUGCACAUCCAGGAGGGCCAAAGUAAGUGCCAAAACACUUUUGAGGUGUUCAACACUCUCCGAAAUAAGUCCGAAGCCUUUAAGAGGUGAACAGUUAGUUGAUCUCAAUUGUACGCAGACUACGCACAAUGUUGUAUGAUGGUAGUAUUUUUGUAAGUAUCUUAAGUUGAGGCUUUGUUUUUCGAUAUGAGAUGUUAUUCCUGUUUGGGGAUAUUACGUAAGAUGCAGCUUUCUAUUCUAUAGCGUUUGGCUUUCUCAGUACUCUUAACUACGUCAACUGAUGUUCCAACAAAAAAAAUGACUAUACCACAUUGCUUGUUGUGAAGCUUUAGGAGGCGCCUGAAGGUGCCACUUUUAUUGAAAGAACUAGCUUUUAUGGGUUAUUUCCCUCAGUGGCUGAAGUAUGAUGCUUGCAUUUAGCUCAGACUCCUUCCUUGAAGAGGUAGAGGGUCCUUGACCAUGUGUCUAGUCCUUGCAGUCUCCAAGUAUGGAGUACAAACGUGUUCUGAUACCUAAACGUUUGGCUGAAGUGAACGUUAUACUGUAGGUCAAUGGGAUGGCAUUUCUAUAUUCGCCAUAUUUCUGCUGGGCGUAAUGGUUCUUUCUAAAUAUCUGAAGUCCUUAUCGUCGUCUUUUGUCGGUUGCAUUAGAAGAAUACUCAAUUCAAAAACAUACAGUAUAAACAUUCUAUAUUGAUAUAGGGAGAGAUUGUAUUAGAGGUAUGCUAUUUUGUGAUAACACAGCAGAGGAGGAUGUUAAAUGCAGUUUCCGUGUACAUUUUGACGUUUUCUCCCGCUUAUUUAUAUUGUACUUGUCUGUAUGAAACGAUUUGAUGAAGCGAUGGAAACUGCAGUGGCCUUCCGUGGAGAAUGUAGCAAUAGAGUCUAUUCUGUCCUUGUGAGACCGGGUUGUGUGGGUGUUAUUUUGCAAAAAUGACUGCGGUGGUAGGCGGUCGCUCUCAUGUGCCUUCUGGUUGCGGUAUAUUGGGCAAGAGAGAAGGAUUAGAGAGGAGUAUGAUGAGGGCUUCCUCUUUCCUACUAUCCAUUGUGGAGCGGUGAACUUGGAUCCAGGGAUAGGUCAAGAAACCGUGGAGAAAAUGCCACACGGACAAAUCGAUAGUCGUUGUCCAGGGAUAUCUAGUUAGCCUAAUAUCCAUAUGGAUGGAUGCUGUAUACGCACAAGGUUGGUAGGUGAAAAGCUAAUUAGCCAGCUUAGCCAGCACAUUUAGAUUCAGUUACUGAUAUGCUGGUCAGCAUUUGUCCCCUAUCUUAAAGUGUCACCCAGCAAAUGUAUCAAACAAUAACAUGAUCAAAGAGCAAGGUAUUGCACCAAGCAAGAAUGCACUUUUCCAGAGGGGAGUUUAGGAGUCGGGCUGUGGUUCUAGUGAGAGAAGCACCGAAAAUAUACAAUUAUCAUUCUUUACCAUAAUGUGAACUAUGGUAGCGUUUGAUUUUAGGACAAGUACCUAGCGAAAGUACUCCAUACUGUAUGUAAAUAAAUAAAUAAGACUUGUUCUUCAGAAUGAUUUCUUAAUUGAAGAGGUAAAAAAAACUUUAAAAAAAUAACACAGGUAGCUAUUUAUCUAGUUAAAAAACAAAAAACGGACUUUUCAACCCUAAGAAAUUAUUUAUCAGACGAGCAUGAAUGUGAUGUUGUUGAUUGUAGUGGGUAGAGAUGUGGCAAUGUGUACCACAGUCAAGUAGCAUUAAGUUGUGUGUUGAAGUAUGUGCAUGAGUGGUACACACGGAGACAGGGUUGGGUUUUGAAGAUGCAUCAUAGUGUUGUUUUUUUUUAAUGCCGAGUUAUAGCCAGUGCGGUGUGUAUUUUUGUUGGUUAAUCAGGAGGUGGAGCUUCUUAAAAUUGCCGCACUGUUCAUUGGAGCUCAUUACAAAUCUGAUUCACAUUAAAUUCCAUAGAGCUUAGUCACAUUGGAGCUCAUUACAAAUCUGAUUCACAUUAAAUUCCAUAGAGCUUAGUCACAUUGGAGCUCAUUACAAAUCUGAUUCACAUUAAAUUCCAUAGAGCUUAGUCAUUUUUUGAUUAAUGUUAUAUUGUUUUCUUACGUUUUGGUAGUUUUAUUUAUCCAAUUAAUUUACAGUUAUGUAUACAUGAUCAGUAUUAGAUUUCUUUAUUUUUAAAAUUGUUUUUCAAUAUCAGUUACAGUACAUGUAGGACUAACACAAUUAUGAAUGUCUCUUUUGUUUACAUUUCUUAGAUUGUAUUUUCAAAAAGAUUACUGAACAUUUAUUUUAUAAUAGGCGUCUGAUUGUCAUCGAUUUUUUUUUGUUUUGCUUAGUGAUUCUUAAAAUGUAAUGUGUUUCUUAUUAGAACUGCUGCGUUGUGUGUUUGGGGCUCCUGAGUUGAGGUCAGAGAGAGUGGACUGAGUGGGGCAGACUGGUAUUGCUGGAGAUACUGUCUCUGACUCAUAGUCUGCUGCAGAAUCCAAGAAUGCAGACAGACAAGACAUCGACCUGCAAGGGGAACACUCUCUCCCUCUAUCGGACUCAGAACCUAAACAGUCUCCUCUUAGAGGCUGAAACCAUUAACCCACAGUCUGCAGCGAUCUUGCGCUAGCCUGGGAAGGAUGCCAUCCUUGUCCUUUUGUUGAACUUACUCAAAUGUGCUUGAAAAUACUGUAUUGUAAGCUCAUAUAACAGUAUGCAGGAGAGCCUCCCCCCAGGUCUGUUCUUAGACCGGCAGCAGAGCUAGCCAGACUCGCUCCGAGUGAAUGUUUCCUUUCAGUAUCAUUAAAAUACUCCAUGUGUAAGCUACAGAUUUAUUAUGCACUGCGAUAGCGUUGAUAUGCAUGUCAUGUUGAAUACUGUUUAGAGUCACCUAGGUUAGAGAGAGGGAGGGCAUGUAUGAAUCAAAUGUAUCAAUACAUUGAUCAAGCAAUCAGCCCAGCCGGUCAGAAGAAGCUAGCAAUGCUAACUUUAGCUAGCAAAAAAUGUCAGUGCUCUCCCCUCAAUCCUAACUUAGCUAUAGUUAUACUGCAUCCGAAGUCAAUCUGGCGACAUCACAAUGACGACAAAAAGCUUGUCCUACUCCUUUUGAAAUGUCAUCGUGUUUUCAAGCCACAGUAAUGCACUUAAGACUAAAUCUUCAUCAGUAUCCGUUGAGACUCUGCAUUGAGCAGCAUUCUCAGCUGGGUAUCGGUCCUAAAAACAUACGUUUAAAACAAUAUGGGAACGAAACUUUACAUUUUAUUGGACCUUUAUUUAACCAGGCAAGUCAGUUAAGAACACAUUCUUAUUUUCACUGACGGUCUAGGGACAGUGGGUUAA
This is a messenger RNA of Oncorhynchus tshawytscha (Chinook salmon), 15630 nucleotides long. Its product is annotated as microtubule-associated protein 1B. The record is from RefSeq and is a predicted model, not a curated record. Bases 125 to 11740 code for a protein of 3871 amino acids. NCBI's taxonomy places the organism in Eukaryota, Metazoa, Chordata, Actinopteri, Salmoniformes, Salmonidae. The transcript is spliced from 10 exons. Gene Ontology annotation, cellular component: cytosol; microtubule associated complex; dendrite. Gene Ontology annotation, biological process: regulation of microtubule depolymerization; axonogenesis; dendrite development. Gene Ontology annotation, molecular function: actin binding; microtubule binding.